AUGAACACGGUCCAUCUACGGUUCUUGGCUCUGCUGUCUGCCGUUCUAAUAUUCGUAAUCACAUUUCACUGUGCUGUAGCUACCGGAUUUUCUUCGAAUAUAGCCCAAGUUUCCCUCAAAAUGGAUUCUGACUUGGACCAAUGGCAACUCAUACCUCCUAGAAAUUGGGACACCCUCGGGCCAUUUCCUAUUCAUGCAAGAGAACAGCAUAUUAUAUCUCCAGGAUUUCCUUUGAGCUGUGAGGAUCAUACUCGAGCCACGAUUCCUAUAGAGGUCAAUACUGAUGAGACUUCAGUAUCAGCUCCGUAUUCUCGCGAUUUGGAGGAGACAUGGCCAUCGUCCUUGUCUGAAAGCGGAGAGGUAUCCUGGAAGGCAGCUUUCUUGAAUCCCAGGGGAGAACUCGCCGUGUCAUUCCCUGAUGUCAGAUGGGAGAAGAUUAGAGCAACGGAGGGUUGGGCUGGACUGCAAUUCCAUUCAGUCCUUCGUGCACCGCUCACCUUCCUUCCACCUCGCACGAAAAAUCCAAGACCAUUGCAACCCAAGCUCCGGGUUGAGCUAACUCAAGGAUCCUUCUUCACGAUCCUGCCAAGGGAGGCAACGGGAGUUCACCCAGAAUGGCACCCCGGAAACAUAUACGGUAUGGCUCAUGCUGCUCCAAAUACCGUCGAGCUCCCUGGCGUAUUAAAUCCCGAUAAGCCUACGACUUUUGAUUUCUACAUCAGUGGUGACUAUGAGAUCCGGCUAUUCGGAGAUCCACGCAGCGCUUGUCAAGAAGUUCCGACGUUGAAAAUAAACUUAGCCGUCACAUUGGAAGAGAAUCAACAGUUAAUCGUCAGACAAGCAACGCACGAUAUAACCUGUGAUUUUGUCGAUGGAUUCGCCUUCGGAGACGCGUUGGGCAUUGGACUUCGCAGCAUCGAUGGAUGGUGGACCGUUGAUGAUAUUAAACUUCCGGAACAAUUCCCGACAGGUCUAUCGCUUAGUCUUCUGCACAAGCAAGUUAUUGCACCAUCGCAGACUCGUGUCGUCCCAAUCUCUAUCCAGCAAACUGAGGCAUACAACGCAGGAUUAUUGUCUUUCGACCUUGUCUUGAAGGAACGUCAUGAAGAUAAUGGAGCAGCUGAACCUCGAACUGUAUCAAUACCCAUACGGAUCAAUUUACGACACCUAAAACAAUGGGAUACUUCAAAUGUCCAACCUAUUCGCGCGACAUUUUUCUUUGCUGCUUCUCAUCCGACAUAUAUUCUCGCCAAGGCACCUACAAGCCCGAAUUCUGAUGGUCAUUCUAGUUAUCUUCCUCUCCUUGCACUUCAUGGCGCAGGUGUCGAUAUUAUUUCGCAGCCAUUAUGGGCAGAUGCCCUUCCUCGUCAAGAACACAGCUGGAUUGUCAUGCCGGUUGGGCGUACGGAAUGGGGUCUUGAUUGGCAUGGUCCGAGUGCGUCUGAAGCUUGGGCGACACUUUCGGCCCUCGGCAAAAUACUACAUAGCAAAACCGAGUGGAAGUCCUGGGCAUUUCUACCAGAUACACGUGCUGUCGUUAUUGGCCACUCGAAUGGCGGACAGGGUGCUUGGUACCUCGCAAGUCGCUUCCCAGAUCGCACACAUGCGGUUAUCCCAGCGGCGGGUUACUUGAGUCCAGCCGCCUACGUCCCGCUCACUCCUUCGCACGGCGCACGAUUUGCGGACCCUGCGCUGCGUUCUAUACUAGAGAGUUCGUUCAUGCCGGAUGACAAUGCUUUGUUCCUUGGGAAUCUUGUAGACAAUGUGCCUGUGCUUGCCGUACAUGGGGGCAAUGAUACCAAUGUUCCAACUUGGCAUUCAAGAGAAUACGUUUCUAUUAUGAAGUCGCUGGGGAAUGCCUCUAAUGUAUCCUUCCAUGUGGAUGGAGGUCAGCAGCACUGGUACCCAGGCGUGUUCGAAAGCGAUACAGUACUUUCUUUCCUGAAGAAAGUACUUGAUCCUGAUAACCAAAACGAUAAAAUAGUGAAUGACGCUUCAUACUUCACUUUGACUGUUGCCGAUCCCGUUCGGUCUGGGAGUAUGCAUGGCUGCACAAUUGACGAACUUAUAAUUCCUGGGCGGCUGGCACGCCUGCAAGUCGACACACAUAGCGGCAAUACGCACAUUAGGACGACGAAUGUGCGCAAGUUCUCCGUCGACUCUGGAUCUCUUUGGUGUCGUAGUCCGGUUGUAGUGGAUGGAAGUCAUCUAUCAAUGGCCGCUCAGGAGAAGCAAAAACGAACGUUUACCAUUGCAGAAGAUAGGUCCUGGCGUCAGGAAAGCCAGGACUCAUCUUCCUCAACACCUGUUCCACCAGGAAGGUUGCAGAAUAUCUUUGAUACAUCAGGACCAAUAACAAUUGUCAUCCCUUCAGACCCGCACUUCUAUACGCGCAUGCUGUCUGCAGCGUUGAGAAUCUCUCAUGCACUCGAUGUCUACAUCAAAAUCGACAGCGAAAUAAUCACUGAUACAGAAGCUCUUCAUCGUCUCAAUUCGAACUCGGAAGGAAACCCUAGGCACAUGCAAUACCAUUUUCAAGGGAACAUCGUAAUUCUUGGUGGAAAGGAAAAUGCUCUAUCACGUAAACUCCUUCAAGUACCUCAGUCCGAACGACAAACAGAAUUUGGGAUCUCAGAAAGUGGAGAGUGGUUGUUCCGCAACCGAGUAUUGCCUGACGCAGAUAAGGAUAUUGGGAUCCUCUUCACUCAUCCGAAUCAUUUGAACCCUUAUGGUGCGGCCGUUAUACUGGCAGGCAGCUCUGACGACAAUAGUGGAGGAUCAGAAGGACUCGAACGUGUUUUGCGACUCCUCGUACCUCGUACAGGUAUUGCAGCCCCCGAUUGGAUUAUAGUUGGGAAGGAGGCGGAUCAAUUGGGGAUUGGUGGAGUGCUUGGUGCUGGGUACGUUCGGCUCUUGCCUACUCCGCCAUGUCGCUCACCUUUAUAA
This is a messenger RNA of Fomitiporia mediterranea MF3/22, 2946 nucleotides long. RefSeq lists its product as uncharacterized. Gene Ontology annotation, biological process: proteolysis. Gene Ontology annotation, molecular function: serine-type peptidase activity. The transcript has 11 exons. The record is from RefSeq and is a predicted model, not a curated record. The coding region runs from base 1 to 2946 and encodes 981 amino acids. Lineage: Eukaryota; Fungi; Basidiomycota; Agaricomycetes; Hymenochaetales; Hymenochaetaceae.